UUGCAUUUUGGUUUCUAGUAUCAUACAUCAAACAAAAAACGCUUAGUGUGUGUGCAGCAAACGUCAGCGUUUGGAAGCGUGCGCGGAAUAAAACCUUCGUGACGCGUGUCGGUAGCCCACAUUCGGAUCGUGUCCGUCGUUCGGUACGGUACAGUGAAGCGGAAGAUAUCAAAGUGUUAUUUUGUGUUUCGAACUAGUGGAGAGAAACCGCCACACGUCAUCGUCGUUGUUAUCCGAUCAUGCCGGAAAUAAAAGCGGUUACGAAAAGUAUGCCAAAUGGCAAGGACUUGACGGAAGAAGUCACCGACAACAAUGCCCCAGUGACCCUUUUCGCGGAUCAGCCCGAACGUCUAAAGAAGAUCAACGAACUGCGCAAGUUGAUUCAAAACUACGAUGACUGUAAUCGAAGAACGGACGAUCUUUUCCUGUGCCGUUUUCUGUUCUGUUGCGAUUGGGACGUUGAGGAAGCAUUUGAACGCAUCGUAAAGCUCAUCAAGUUGAAGGAAGCGAACCCGGAAUGGUUCUUUCACAAACCGAUCGCUACGUACAGCGAGCUGUUAAAUCGUAACGUAAAGUUUACACUGGAACGCCGCGAUCGGCGCGGACGGCGCGUGUUUGUGACCCGGCUGGGAGCAAUUGAUUUUUCCAACAUGGCCGUGACGGAUUUGGCCAAUCUGGAUGACAUCUGGUUCGAGCUGAUGCUAAACGAGCUCGAUACGCUCGAAAACGGUGUUACCUGUCUGAUCGAUAUGAGCGGGUACUCGCUCAAGAGUUUCCGCUUUCUGACACCGCACAACAUACGCAUAGGAUCGGCUAAGACGGAUCUAUUGCCGCUGAAGAAUAUCGAGUUCCAUGUGGUUAAUUCGUCGGUGUUUAUGAACGCCGCGAUUGCCAUCCUGUAUCCGAUGCUGAGCAAGAAGAUUAAAGAUCAGGUACGGUUCCACUAUUCCAACUGGGAAUCGUUGCAUCAGUACAUCCCGGCAGACAUUUUGCCACAGGAGUAUGGUGGAACUAGUGGGAAACAGUUCGACUUUCAAACCAUUUACGGGCAGGUGCUUGAUAAACCGAACGAGUUCGAUCGACUACUGGCGUACGGAGUACGAAAGAAUGCCACCGCUGCUGUACCGCCGUCUACUACAACUGCGUCCAAAGUGAAGGGAACUAAAACGAAAGGAAAAUAUAAGGAUGGAGAUAAAAAGAAGCCCGUAACUGCGUGUGCUGUCGAAGAGUAUGUAAAGUGAUAUCGGUGUAGUUCAGCGAUAAGUGCUAGUUGAUAAUAUAUUUUUAAACAGAUAGGAAAUAAAGUGCCCUCGGGUUGGAAAAAUGGAA
This is a messenger RNA of Anopheles funestus (African malaria mosquito), 1329 nucleotides long. Its product is annotated as alpha-tocopherol transfer protein-like. The record is from RefSeq and is a predicted model, not a curated record. Gene Ontology annotation, cellular component: membrane. Gene Ontology annotation, molecular function: phosphatidylinositol bisphosphate binding. The transcript has 4 exons. The coding region runs from base 240 to 1241 and encodes 333 amino acids. NCBI's taxonomy places the organism in Eukaryota, Metazoa, Arthropoda, Insecta, Diptera, Culicidae.